AUGUCAGCGAAGAUCUUCUACAUUCUGCAUUAUAGAACAAAGACAUUGAUCCUUCGCCAACUCCCAGUCAGUUCUCAAAACCUAGCAGCUCAAUAUUAUCUAAUUCGAACAGUGUCGCAAGCUCCAGCAAACCUGAUACAGAGAAAGGUACAGAAUGUUGGUGGCUUCUAUGCCAUUCAAAGCAAACAGAAGAAUCAAAUAGGAAAUCAAGGGACAUCUGGAGGGGCUGCUCAGCCGGGAUCAAGAAACAAUCAAGGAGCUAGUGGGAGUAAAAGUAACGAGAAAAGCAAAGAAAGUGGAUCAAAGGAAGCUAUCAAGGAAGCAUAG
Caenorhabditis briggsae is the source of this 327-nucleotide messenger RNA. The record is from RefSeq and is a predicted model, not a curated record. The coding region runs from base 1 to 327 and encodes 108 amino acids. The transcript is spliced from 2 exons. NCBI's taxonomy places the organism in Eukaryota, Metazoa, Nematoda, Chromadorea, Rhabditida, Rhabditidae.